Penicillium canescens is the source of this 879-nucleotide messenger RNA. Its product is annotated as DUF1115 domain protein. The record is from RefSeq and is a predicted model, not a curated record. The transcript has a single exon. The coding region runs from base 1 to 879 and encodes 292 amino acids. Lineage: Eukaryota; Fungi; Ascomycota; Eurotiomycetes; Eurotiales; Aspergillaceae.
AUGGCCUCUAAAGAACCAUGCAUUCUUCCAGCAGACAUUAUGGAGUCUCAAUUAGCCACUAUUGACCUCCUAACAGCCAUGUUCCCGGCUCCAGGCGAGCUGGAAAUCCCUGAAUCCACAACGCAGUGUGUCGAGAAACUGCGAGACUGGUGCGAGGAACCGGCAUCCAAGCCCUCCAAUAUUCCUUCAAGUAUAUAUCUGCUUGUCUGUCUACCAAUAGCAGACGGAGAUAGAACCAUCCAAGUCAACGUCUCCAUCCCACUACAAUGCGAGGACCCGGAGACAAUUGACCAACCUCCACCAUUGGGAUAUUCGCUUCGACAGCCGGAAUGGAUGUCUAAAGCUGAGGUAGCGGAAGUGGCCAGUUCAAUACCUGAAGGGGAUGCUCUAGAGGCAUUCGAAUACUUCCAGACAGAAGCCAGCCGCUUUCUUGAAAUCAAGCAGAAUCAGGCUGUGUCUUCAGAAGAUAGGGGUUCUGGGGGUCCGGUCGUGCGAGUCUGGUUUUAUUUCCCAUCCUUAUCAACUCGCAAGAAGAGAGACGAUAUGGUCAACCUUGCGCCAGGAUAUUCUCUCACGGGCUUUGUGCUGGCCGGAAAGCCGGGCGUGUUAUGUCUUGAGGGUGCAUCCUCUGAUAUUGAUUCAUACAUGAGCUUUAUCAAGACACAUUCUUGGGGUGAUAUUCCCAGUCACCAGAAGAAAGUCAGUGAGAGGUUUCGCGAGACUGAGGGAACACAAAGAGUGUUUUCCGGGAUGGAGGAGAUUACAAACUCGCUAGGGGAACGAGGUGGGCAGCGAGCCAAUCGGGGUGAUAUGCAAGCACUGGAGGCGUGGUUAGGGUCUAAGGGGCUACAAGAGGCAUUUGAAAAGGUCAUCUUUUAG